AUCGCCUCUGUCUUCAUCUCUUCUACCGUAGGCUCAGACAUCUACAGACUCCUUGCAGGCCGUUGUUCUAAAUAAGCUCUUUGUGUGGUCGUUUGGCCGGUUUGACGUAACUUGGCGCACGACGCAUUCAAGUCAAACCCUUCUACCAGAACAUAAAGAUCCACAAGACGCGCCCAUGUCUGGCAUAUCCAGAAAUGGGGCUGGUCUGCGAAGGUCACGCAAGGCACCCAUCACGCAGGAAGAGGUCUUUACGUAUGCGUUGCGCACAACCUGUAUGGCGCAUCAUCAGCGCACGCGAUCGCGUUGGCAAGUCUCGAAACAACGGCCUGAUGCUGCUGUAGAAGCUAGAAAGGCCAGUCGGACGUCUCUGUCAAUUGCAGAUAUACUUGGAGGGGCAUCGAAGGAUAAAAAGACGCUCAAAUUCCCAAAGGAGCUCGUCAAGUUGUUGGAUGUGGCUCUGAAAAAGGUGUGGAUGAGGCAGGAUCCAGAGUAUGAAGAUGUCCUGAUACGCGGUACAUUCGGCUUCUUCUACUCUUACUACACAACAGAAGCCUUUCAAAAGCAACUCAGGGACAAUCGGCGCAUCGAGGAUUUGAUCCUCAUGUUCUUCAGCAAAGCAACGCAAGAGCUGCAGAAGCGCAUGUCGGAUGAAGAAGCCAAGAAUUUGGUCAAUAUCCAUGUUGCCAAGUUCAUCCGUCUGAUUACACAAGUCAUUCGGUCGAAUCAUCUCGAACGCAAAGACUCGGAGAUCGUGUUGAGACUCAAUGGGUACGAGCAAAAGUUGCUGCAAAACAAUGACUACAUCAGCCUAGUUUCUGAGCCGCCUUCUGCACCAGCAACACCUGUUCCUUGGCUUCUCAAUGAGAUGGUGGCAGUGCACAAGCUAGGAGCUGCUUUCCGGAAAAGCAGCAAUGCCCUUGAUUUGCUCAUCGACCAGCAACGGUCCAUGUGCACCGAUCUUGCUCUGUUGCGCGACCUCAAAACACAAGUUGAGCAUAUCAAUAUGCAGAGCAAUAAGGAGUUUGACAGUGAAGAGGCAUUCAACAAUUGGAAGCAGAGUGAGAUUAAGGAACUCACUCAGGCAAUUCUCAAGCUGACAAGUGGCAACACGACAUUGGCGAAAGUAUCGGAUGGUCGUAUGCCUGGAUCACCUUCACGGAGUCGUGCUAGCUCAUUCACCUCUGAAGACUUGUCGAAGCGUAUGUCGCAGGUGUCAUUGCAAGAAGAAGAACCGCAUCCUUACUUCUUCAUCCCACCUGAUCCUUUCAACCAUUAUCGAGAGUUGCUCUCUGUGCUGCUUGAGGAUGAUUUGGCAGAAGCCGCGAGUCGCGUCCAAGCUGGUGAUGACGAUGCGCGAUUCGAUUUGUUGAGUAAGUUGUCCUUGGAGGUGCUCCAAGACUGCCGAGUGCGCUGGCGCAUCAGCCCAGGCGGUCAUGCUGCCAUCUAUCUCGAUGUUUGCAAGAGUCUCUUUGUCGCUGGCCGACUGGACAUAGAAUUGCUGGAUGAGAUUUUGGUUGAGAUGCGCAGCGAAUCACCAACGACAUGGACUCGAUCAGAAAGAGAGAGCUAUAAACGGUCUAUGCUCUCUCUCAAUGACCACCUGAUCCGCGAGCUCUACUCGCAGCUCGAGAAGGCAUUCUUCAAGAAUGUGGAUACCAAGGCGCUUUACAUUCUACAAGAGCACAUUUACACCGAUCUUCUCUUUCAAGAAGCAGCCCCCGAGACGGCCCAUCUUUUCGACGAGAUGGAGGACGGUCUUCGCAAUGUAGCCGUCGACGCUUAUCGCUCUCAGCUGGCCAAGAUUCGCAAAGGCACAGAAAUUGAGGUCUUGCAUGUCGUCAAGCUCGCUGUUGCACUCGUCAAAGACUUGUCAAGGUUGCAACGUAAGUAUCAGCAGCCCAUCCUCGAUAUCAUCGAUCUUCCGGGCAUCUAUCAGUCUGUUGCACUUCCGCUAUUUCUUGGCGACUUCAAAGGGCUGGUAGAGGAGUGUUACCGCUGUGCCAAAUCGCAAGACCGUCAAUUGGCAAUGGAAGACAUGUUUGAGCUGUAUCGCGCGACAUAUCAGGUGAUUGACUUUGUCGGCCUUGACAAGUCUCCGAUCGAUCUUGAUCAGUACUUCAGGCCAUAUGUACUGCAAUGGCUACAGGGUGCGCACAAAUCCAUCACUGAACUUGUACCGGCUGCAAUUGCAAAAGACGAGUUUACGGUCGACACUGAGUCCAAUGAUGAGGGUGUUCGAUCACAUUCCAUCAUCAUGCUCUUCCGCUCGUUCAACCAGCAUCUGACGUUCCUGAAGGACCUUGAAUGGCCUGAAGAGUACUGGCACGCCAAAUUCAUCACGGCACUGUCGAAAUCCUUUAGUGAUGCAAUCAGAGAAUACUGCAUCAGCGUGGAGCGUCUAUUUUGGAUUGAUGUCAACCAAGCACCUACACAAGCUGCAACGCCAACGGUCGAGGCAGCCACGCUUCAGCAGAGGCUUAUGGCCAAGGCGCGUGAAGCCAUGACAACCAAGGUGCUCGAGCCAUUCCAUAUCUCAUCAGCAGCCUGUGUCAAGCUCAACAAUAUUGAAUGGGCCAAGCUGCAGCUUGAUAAGAUGGAACGCAGUAUCGACACAGAAGCGCUGGCUGCUACCAUUGAGAAAUAUGAAGGUCCAGUGGUUGCUUGGAAGCCAGGUCAACGCACUAUUUUUACCAUCAAAGUCAUGGCUGCCGAGGGCCUCAAAGCAUGCGACACGAACGGCUUCAGUGACCCGUAUGUCGUUUUGAGUGGACAAAAGGGUAAUCGUAUUGGCAAGACGCGCGUGGUUCCUGCAACAUUGAGCCCGCGGUGGGAUGAGUCGUUUGAUGUGCCAACUACAGAACCUCUCUGGGUGUGCUGUACAGUCUGGGAUCAAGAUCCAUCCGGUGACCAUGACAUCUGCGGGCGUUGCUAUUUCAAGCUCGAUCCACGCUUCUUUGAGGAUUUUCAACCGAAAGAGUUCCAUGUCAAUCUUGAUACGCAGGGCGUGCUUCAUCUGAAAGUGACUAUGGAAGGCGAUUGUGAUGAUUCUGCCUUUUACUUUGGCAGAGCAUUCAGAUCUCUGAGUCGUGCAGAGAGCGACAUGACUCGAUCGAUUGUGGACAAGAUGACUCCUUUCAUUGAUGCCUCCUUGUCACCCAAUGCACUCAAAAAUCUACUCUCGAGGCCCCUCAAUAUUGACAACACGCUCGACUCUGCCUAUAGUCUGCUGAACAAAGCAGGCUUCAAUGCAUCUCGAUCGAUUUCUGUCAAGCGCGAGUCAUUGACGAAUGCGGAUAUGGAAGGACCUAUUGAGCCGCUGAUGGCCUAUUUGGACAACAACUUUCGUGUCUUGGACGAGAGUUUGAGUCGGCCAGCAUUCUUACUCGUCAUGACGAAGCUCUGGAACUUUACUCUGACGACUAUUGAAGAUCUGAUUGUGCCUCCAUUGCACUCAACGAGCAUCAAGGCAAAGAAACCGUUGUCAGAGCGCGAACUGGAUGUGGUGUACAAGUGGCUUGGCUUUCUCAAGGAAACGUUCCAUGGCGAUGGCGGUGGUUUAUCUGAAGAAGAGCUACAAACGCCGCUCUAUCACGAGAUAUUGUCGCUGCGCUUCUUCUACUUUGACCCCGUUGAGGAGCUGAUUGAGGCUUGCGAACGCACUAUACAGCACACCCGCCAAAAGCAAGAGGCAUUGUUGGAACGCAAGCGCACGCAAUAUGCUGCUUCGACUGGAGGCAACAAGGCUUCCUUGAUGGAGCGACAGCGUACGCGUGCAGCAGCAAGUGAGUAUCGCAACUUGGGCACCAUUCGCAAGAAACGCGAAGAAAAGAUUCGCGAGCGGCGCGAGUUGAGCAAUGCAGAGGAUGUCAUUCUUCGCGUGCUCAAGCUUCGAAGUAUGGGCAGUACGGUGAUGAGUCAAGUUGCGCCUGUGGAUCGUCAAGCUACAUUGGCCAAGGACUUUGUCAAGCGGCGGAUCAAGGAGAAGCAGGAGGCAAGCAGGUUAGCGGAACAGCAAGGAAUUGUACGACCGGCCUUGAAUGGGUCGCGCAAGAGCUCACAACAAAGUACGCGAGGUUGAAAGCGGUGAUGGCGAUGUGAUGUCAAUAAUGAUGUAUUGCAUGAGUUAUUCUUUACUCUGUUCGUGCUUUGUUUCCCGCGAGCUCCUUCUCAAGGCCGUUGUAUGGGUAUGUUCUCCUUUCGGCUGGCAACUCGAAGAACAUGAUUUUGCCAAAGCCGACGACGCCCAUGAAGCACGCGAGCCAUACGCCGAGGUGGAAGAAGGCGGUGCGCGGUUUGACAUGUGUGUGCACAU
Molecule: messenger RNA, 4312 nt
Organism: Protomyces lactucae-debilis
Lineage: Eukaryota; Fungi; Ascomycota; Taphrinomycetes; Taphrinales; Protomycetaceae
Exons: 1
Coding region: 176-4078 (1300 amino acids)
Source: RefSeq, a predicted model, not a curated record